This is a messenger RNA of Giardia duodenalis, 582 nucleotides long. RefSeq lists its product as uncharacterized. The coding region runs from base 1 to 582 and encodes 193 amino acids. The transcript has a single exon. The record is from RefSeq and is a predicted model, not a curated record. Lineage: Eukaryota; Fornicata; Diplomonadida; Hexamitidae.
AUGAUGAGUGGUUUCAUGGGGUCUAUUAAUGCAGGCGAUCUCUUCACUAAUGAGGAGAUCGAUACCAUGGAGCCAAAGAUGGCCCGACGCAUUGUACGCCACAUGUCUGCUUCUAAUAAGACAGUCAGGCUUUGGUUCAAGCUGAUUUUUACCGGACUGGAGCUCCUUCUCGCCUCUAAUUAUAUUACUCUUUGCUCUUCUGCUCCAAUAUUUUCUAAUCCCUCGCGCGUAACUCUUAAACUCUUUGGGGUUCACAUACCUUCGUUUUUUAUCUCAACAAUCCCCUGGUUCACGCUUGCUGCUCAGCUGCUGGUUGCAUUCUUUCUCAUCUUUAACUCCCACAAACGCCAGCUGUUCUUCCUCCUCUAUUUCACAACCGUCUUCUACGUAUUGGCGGGUGUGCCUCUCCUCCUUCUUCAUCUUCAAACUGAUGAGCACGUCAGUCAAGUCUUCUUCUACGUCUGUGUCGCCGGGACUGUCAUUAGCAUACUCACUGAGAGGGCUUCAUACAGAGCCGAUCAGGGACUCUACGAACUUAAGCGAACAGUUAUGGAAAGCAACAAGACGCGCUCUGAGAAGUGA